Cajanus cajan (pigeon pea) is the source of this 2537-nucleotide messenger RNA. The record is from RefSeq and is a predicted model, not a curated record. Lineage: Eukaryota; Viridiplantae; Streptophyta; Magnoliopsida; Fabales; Fabaceae.
GAGACUCCAUUAUCAAGCAGAGAAGCAGUGACAGAAGACACUCGGCUUUCGAUUCCUGUGUGGAACGAAGCAAAGUGUCGACUUAACCCAACUUCGGAUUCACCAGCACGAGAUCCAUCUUCGUCAGUUCCGUUCCGAUUCGUAUGUUUGUGUAGGGGGCGGAGUGUGAGGGUUCUGAAGGGUUGCUCCUGAGAAUGGCUGACAUUGAAGGUCUGGCUGAGGCUGCAGGGGCCAGGUUUAGUUCAUUGGAGCUCAUUGGACAGGGAUCAUUCGGCGACGUGUAUAAAGGGUUCGAUAAAGAGCUCAACAAAGAAGUUGCUAUCAAAGUGAUUGAUUUGGAAGAAUCAGAGGAUGAAAUUGAGGACAUUCAGAAGGAAAUUUCUGUUCUGUCACAAUGUCGAUCUCCAUACAUUACUGAGUAUUAUGGUUCCUUUCUCAAUCAAACUAAACUUUGGAUAAUAAUGGAAUACAUGGCUGGAGGCUCUGUUGCUGAUCUACUCCAAUCAGGUCCCCCACUCGAUGAAAUGUCAAUUGCUUGCAUUUUACGUGAUUUACUUCAUGCGGUUGAUUACCUACAUAAUGAAGGAAAAAUUCAUAGAGACAUUAAAGCUGCAAACAUUUUAUUGACGGAGAAUGGUGAUGUAAAGGUUGCAGAUUUUGGUGUCUCUGCACAGUUAACAAGAACUAUAUCAAGGAGAAAGACAUUUGUAGGAACCCCAUUCUGGAUGGCACCUGAGGUUAUCCAAAAUUCAGAAGGAUAUAAUGAAAAGGCAGAUAUCUGGUCUCUGGGGAUUACUGCAAUAGAGAUGGCAAAAGGGGAGCCUCCACUUGCUGAUCUUCAUCCAAUGAGAGUGCUUUUCAUCAUACCCCGAGAGAAUCCACCACAACUGGAUGAACAUUUUUCUCGUUAUAUGAAAGAAUUUGUUUCGUUGUGUUUGAAGAAGGUUCCUGUCCAGAGACCCAGUGCUAAGGAGCUUCUUAAACAGCGGUUCAUUCGGAACGCUAGGAAGAGUCCAAAGCUUUUGGAGAGAAUAAGGGAGCGUCCAAAAUUCCAAAUAAAAGAUGAUCAAGAGGCACCUAUAAAUGCGCCAAGGGGGAUGGGGGAUGCAUCUGAUACUAUUAAGGCUGCAAGAGAUUUAAGGAGUGAUGAAACUAAUCAGCCUAGUGGUCAAGGUAAAUCCCUAAAAAAUUCUGGCUGGGACUUCAGCAUUGGUGGAUCACAGGGUACUGGAACCUUUCGUAGUGUGUCACGACCACCUCAGUUUAGAGAUAAGAAAUCUGAAGUUUUGAAUCAUCAGCUUAACCAAAGAAAAGGUCCAGAGAGUGGCUAUCAAGGGGGAUCUGCCAAUAAAAGUGCACUUAAUGAGUCACAAGAAACUUCUUUUGGAAAAGAUCUUGGAGUUCCCUACCAUGAUGAACAUCCAGAUAAUCACCUUGAAGAUGAUGAAUUGUCUGGGAAUGGAUCAGGAACUGUUGUUAUUCGGUCUCCAAAAGGACCACAGCAAUCACUGUUUCGUGACCAAAGUUCCCGGUCUAGCAGCAGCUAUGCUUCUUUUGAAGAUGUUUCUACUAGCGGGACUGUUGUUUUGCGUAACCAGUAUGAUGAUAGCGAUUCUCCACAGACACCAAGGUCCAGACUGGGACUUAAUAGCAGAAAUUCAAAUGCUUCACUGGAAGAUAGUGCUACAAAUCUUGCUGAGGCAAAGGCGGCUAUCCAAGGUGGAUUAAGGAAAGUGAGUGCCCGGGAGAGAUUUGCCCUGGGAAAGCUCAACAACGAUGUACAGGAAAACAGGAGAGAUCAAUUGUCAAGCAGUCCUGGUUCUUCCAGACCAUCCCGUGAAUAUAUAGAUGCACAGAAGGGAAUUUCAAGAUCACAUUCUGCUAGUGAUGAUGAAGAAAGUGCCAAAAUAAUCUCAUCCUCUGUGCCAUUGUCUGGUUUGCUUAUUCCUUCAUUAAAAGAGGCGAUUGCUGAUGAUCCAGAAGGGUCAAUUGUGCAAAUUGUUAUAGAUGCUCUUGUGAACAUGGAGGGGACAAAGCCUCGAUCUUGUGAUGCACUUGUCAAAAAGUUGCUUCAGCGGUUGGCAAGUUCAAAAGAAACUUCAUUAAAGGACAUGCAAGAACUGGCUGGCCAAAUAUUCAGAAACUCCAAGUCAGCUGAAGAAACACGAAAUGCCGAAGCUGAUAACAAGAAGAAACAAAACAAGGAACUUCAUUCAAACAGCAAUUUAAGCCCUCUCGCGAGAUUUCUUCUCUCAAGAUGGCAAGGCCAAACAUCGCGGGAUCUAAGUCCUGCUUGAGCGGAGAUAGAAGUUAAUUUUUGUGUGGAGUUUUUGUUUCUACAUUUAUUCUGAUUAAAUGUACAUAUAUGGUUAUUAUUAUAUAUUUUUUUUCCUUUAUAAAUUUUUUCUCAUAGUGAUAGGGACACCAUUGUUGUAUAAUUCGUGGUGUUUGCUGAGUUACAUCAAAAUUGUACCUUAAUACAUUGAUUCCUAUUUACUAAUAGUUGUAUCUUUUGCAUCUUGAGAUGAGCCAACUCA